AGUAUUAUCAUCUAAAAGUGACAGGUAAACGUCAAAAACUUUGAACACCAGGCGAAGCCUACUACGAGUAUAUUUGAUGGUGGCAGAGAAAUAAUACUACCCACAAUAAGUAUGAGUUUGAGCUCUGAAUUGAACACAGCAAAUCGUUUAGGAAUUGUCCCCUGUUCCUGUUCGUGCAGCUCUUGGAUGCAACAGCUGCACCGUCUCAAAAAACUCAGAAGUGGGCGUGCCGUACUUCAUUAUAAUGAGAAACCCAUUUGGAACCGUUGCAGCUGUUAGAGGAAAUACCAGAAAUGACCUGAGCUUUUCACACAUAAUCCGCAUAUCGAUGACCUUGUAAAGGCCAACUUAAUGAUACCUCUGCAAUCGCGUUGCAUGACAAGUCCCCUGAUAGAUGGGGCUAUAAAAGAGCCAGGGACUGAAACAGAGGCUCAUUCAGUUCAAGGAAGGACAACGCUUCACAAGUUCAGUUCAGGGAAUAAUGACAUAUCUUUGCUCAGAGAUGGAUAAGUUCAUGAAGUACGCCAACUUCUUCUAUACGACUGUUGGUUUUGAAGCCUACGCCACCGCGUCCCGACCGCCGAAUGACAGUCUUAGGAACAGGAUCGUGUUUUGGGGGAGCUUAGUGAACCUGGCAAUUGUGGGAAUCGGCGAGACAAUCUAUUUCUACUUUGCCAUCCGCGCCGGAAACCUUCUGGAAGCCGUCACCGUGAUGUCCUACAUUGGUUUCAUCAUCGUUGGCGUGAGCAAGAUAUUCUUCAUAAUGUGGAAGAAGCCAGCUUUGAGCGCUAUGGUGCAAGAGCUUGAGGAUCUGUUUCCGCGCGGAAAGGUGCAGGAAGCACAGUUCCACCUGGAGGACUAUCUGCGCUCCUGCUCGCGCAUCAGCUUCAACUAUGGUCUCCUAUAUUUCGUGCUCAUCUGGACCUUCAAUCUCUACCCCAUCAUGGAGCUGAUUGUGUUCGAAAAGUGGCUGAAGAUUCGAAUAGUUGGCAAGACGCUGCCCUAUUUGAUGUACGCUCCCUGGAAGUCGGAUGACAAUUUGUCAUACUAUCCGCUGCUGGUCUCCCAGAACUUGGCUGGCUACACCUCGGCAGCGGCACAGAUUUCCACCGAUCUCCUGCUCUGCUCUGUGGCCACCCAGGUGGUGAUGCACUUUGACCAUUUGGCGAGGUCAAUGGAGAACCACAACCUAAGUGGCGAUUGGCCGGCGGAUUCUCGUUUUAUUUCCGAGGUAGUGCGCUAUCAUGAGCGGAUUCUGCGGCUAUCGGAUGUCGUGAAUGAUAUCUUGGGAGUCCCUCUGUUGCUGAACUUUAUGGUAUCUUCGUUUGUGAUCUGCUUUGUUGGUUUCCAGAUGACAGUGGGCGUCUCCCCCGAUAUGAUUACCAAACUGUUCUUGUACCUCGUCUCAUCGAUGAGUCAGGUGUAUCUGAUUUGCCAUUACGGACAGAUGGUUGCCGAUGCGAGCUUCGGCCUGUCUGUGGCGGUGUACAACCAGAGCUGGAGCCACGCCGACGUUCGCUAUCAACGCGCCCUACUCCUCAUCAUAGCCCGAGCGCAGAAAACUAGGCAUCUAAAGGCCACCAUCUUCUUGGACAUUACCAGAUCCACCAUGACCGAUCUCCUUCAGAUAUCGUACAAGUUCUUUGCUUUGCUCCGCACCAUGUAUGUCCAAUAGAGGACCCCAAAUCCCUAAAACCUUCUCCAAGCACCCACUCCUAUGCUUUCAAAAGCUCAGCGCGAACUUAAUUAUGCGUCGGCAUGAGCCUUACACACACAUGUCCAUCGCAUUGCUGCUUCAACACAAAGGAAAAAAAGAAAAAGAAAAACGCUGCGUACUUUUUAGCGGUCGCUGGGUGACGUUGAAAAGGCAAUUCUACGAGUACUCCGCAAUGCUCCGCACUGGAAAGGAGAGGAAAUAUCGUAUGUGGGCUACAACAGAAAAUUGCAAAGUAUAUUUUACGCUUCACUGCACAAAAGUUGUGCUUAUGAGUUUUCGCUUGGUUAUUACGCUCUUUGCAGGAGAGUAUUUGAAAAUUUAAGAAGAGUUUGCCUAUUUCCUAUACAAGGAAUAGUUAAUGUGGGGAACAGUGUAAGACUUGGGUUCAAACGGAUCGUUUGUGGGGAGGAAUAUGUUGAGGGAGCUAGAGGUUUGGAAUUGGAAAGUAGUAUAUCUUAUAUAUUCCUGAAUGAACUCUCGUCUACAGAUUCUACUUGGAACUGCAGCGAGAUCUGGAGGAACCAUCCAGGGAUCUCUUCUCUUGGGAAGAGGUAAACCGUCUAACACUUAAAAGUUAUUUAAAGCCCGCAUCCCAAAGGAAUCCCUAUUUAUAAAAAUUGAUCCCUCAAUAAAGUAACUAGUUUUCUUCUAUGAUAAAUAAACCUACAGGCUCUACAUGAUAUUCCAUUGAAAAUAUAUUUCCUUCAACAUGUUUUAAGUGCGCACUUUAGGGUAUUACAAGUAUCGGUUAUCUAUAGUUAGUCUUUAAAUCUUGUUGCUAGUACUAUGGUAGUUUUCUUACAAUUGUCAGCUUUUCUCAGGGAGAGGAGAGUGAGUGGAGUGAGUCGGGUCUGAAGGCAGUGGACAGCAAACCCCUUUGAUGGCAUCUAAUGCAGUUUUUCCAUGGGUAAAAUGAUGUGUGGCGGUGUGGCUCGGGAAGUACGAGUACGAGCUCUCCUACGCACUCAACAAUAUUAGCAAUUUACGCGCUGAAGCGUGUCCAGGCAGAAGGGAGAAUGGAACUUUUCGGGUGUAAAAGGAAAUGGGAGUUCUUUUUGCCCCAUAACAUUUUCAUUUUUGACGAAUCUCCACGACAUCACCUGCACGGCAUCACCCCCACCACCCCUGGAUAGUUGUUGUUUGCGAGAGCCACGUGCAUAAAAUAUAUUAAAAAUCUAUUUUUUGUCCAAUGUCCUGCCAGCAU
Molecule: messenger RNA, 2921 nt
Organism: Drosophila miranda
Lineage: Eukaryota; Metazoa; Arthropoda; Insecta; Diptera; Drosophilidae
Product: odorant receptor 85b-like
Exons: 4
Coding region: 482-1675 (397 amino acids)
Biological process (GO): sensory perception of smell; detection of chemical stimulus involved in sensory perception of smell
Cellular component (GO): plasma membrane
Molecular function (GO): odorant binding; olfactory receptor activity
Source: RefSeq, a predicted model, not a curated record